Condylura cristata (star-nosed mole) is the source of this 3396-nucleotide messenger RNA. It is a transcript of the gene MERTK, whose product is annotated as MER proto-oncogene, tyrosine kinase. NCBI's taxonomy places the organism in Eukaryota, Metazoa, Chordata, Mammalia, Eulipotyphla, Talpidae. Bases 288 to 2915 code for a protein of 875 amino acids. Gene Ontology annotation, biological process: cell migration; multicellular organism development; phagocytosis. Gene Ontology annotation, molecular function: ATP binding; protein binding; transmembrane receptor protein tyrosine kinase activity. The record is from RefSeq and is a predicted model, not a curated record. Gene Ontology annotation, cellular component: signaling receptor complex. The transcript is spliced from 18 exons.
UGAAAGACGAAACCAAGCCCAACCCAUCAUCCCCAGGACUUCUCCCGAGAAGCCGGCAAGCUGACCAUACACCAUUUCCCCCUCUUCACACCCGUGGGUACCAGCCUGCCUUGCUGAGGUCACCAGCCCAGCCCGGAGGAGCCUAUGCAGGAAACGCAGCCCUCCCCAGGCUGACCUCUCCAGGGUCAAAGCUCCUGCAGCCUCUCGCCUUUAAUCACACGGUUGGCCACAUAAUACUUUCUGAACAUAAAGAUGUCAAGUUUAAUUGCUCAAUCAACAUUCCUAGUAUGUACCAGGACCUCGCAACUAUUUCUUGGUGGAAAGAUGGGAUGGAAUUACUGGGGGCACAUCAUGUAGUUACUCAGUUUUAUACAGAUGUUGAAGUUACCACAGUCAUCGCUUCCUUCAGCAUAACCAACGUGCAGCGUUCAGACAAUGGGUCAUAUAUCUGCAAGAUGAAAAUAAAUGAUGAAGAGAUUGUGUCCGAUCCCAUCUACAUCGAGGUGCAAGGACUUCCUCAUUUUAUCAGGCAGCCUGAGAGCAUGAAUGUCACCAGAAACACAGCCUUUAACCUCACCUGUCAGGCUGUGGGCCCUCCUGAACCCAUCAAUAUUUUCUGGGUGCAAAACAGCAGUCGUAUCAACGACCAGCCUGAAAAAUCUCCCUCCAUUCUAACUGUUCCUGGACUGACCGAGACAGCCAUCUUCAGCUGUGAGGCCCACAAUGACAAGGGGCUGACCGUGUCCGGGGGCGUGCAGAUCAACAUCAAAGUGAUCCCCUCCCCACCAGCUGAAGUCAGUGUCUACAGCACUACAGCACACAGCGUCCUGGUCUCCUGGGUCCUGGGUUUUGAUGGAUACUCCACAUUCAAGAAUUGCAGCAUUCAGGUAAAGGAAGUUGAUCCAAUGAGUAAUGGUUCAGUCAUGACUUUUAACACCUCUGCUUCACCACAACUCUAUCAAAUUGAGCAGCUGCAAGCUCUGGCCAAUUACAGCAUCAGUGUUUCCUGCUCGAAUGAAAUCGGAUGGUCUGCACUGAGCCCUUGGAUUCUGGCCAGCACAACUGAAGGAGCCCCUUCAACAGCACCUUCGAACAUCACAAUGUUUCUGAAUGAAUCUAGUAAUAAGUUGGACGUCAGAUGGAUCCAGCCUCCGAUUAAGCGGCAGGAUGGGGAGCUGGUGGGCUACCGUAUAUCCCACGUGUGGCAGAGUGCGGGGACUUCCAAGGAGUUCUCUGAAGAAGUUGGCCAGAACGACAGUCAAGCUCAGAUUUCGAUUCAAGUCCACAAUGCCACAUGCACAGUGAGGAUCGCAGCCAUCACAAAAGGGGGAGUUGGGCCUUUCAGUGACCCAGUGAAAAUAUUCAUCCCUGCACAUGGUUGGGUAGAGUUUGCCCCCUCAUCAACCCCAGCACCUGGCAACACAGAUCCUGUGGUCAUCCUCCUUGGUUGUUUUUGUGGAUUUGUUUUGAUUGGGUUAAUUUUAUACAUCUCUCUGGCCAUCAGAAAAAGAUUCCAGGAGACAAAGUUUGGGAAUGCCUUCACAGAGGAGGAUUCAGAAUUAGUCGUUGAUUACAUAGCAAAAAGAUCCUUCUGUCGGCGAGCUGUUGAACUCACCUUGAGCAGCUUGGGUGUCAGCCAGGAACUGCAAAAUAAACUAGAAGAUGUUGUGAUUGACAGGAACCUUCUCAUUCUUGGGAAAAUUCUAGGGGAAGGAGAGUUUGGGUCUGUGAUGGAAGGCAGCCUUAAUCAGCAAGAUGGCACCUUGCAGAAAGUGGCAGUGAAGACCAUGAAAUUGGACAACUUUUCUCAGAGAGAGAUUGAGGAGUUUCUCAGUGAAGCAGCAUGCAUGAAAGACUUCAACCACCCAAAUGUCAUCCGACUCCUAGGCGUGUGUAUAGAAAUGAGCUCUCAAGGCAUCCCAAAGCCCAUGGUGAUUUUACCCUUCAUGAAAUAUGGUGAUCUACAUACCUACCUACUCUAUUCCCGACUAGAGACAGGACCAAAGCAUGUUCCUCUGCAGAUACUGUUGAAGUUCAUGGUGGACAUUGCCCAGGGAAUGGAGUAUUUAAGCAACAGGAAUUUUCUUCAUCGAGAUUUAGCUGCUCGAAACUGCAUGUUGCGAGAUGACAUGACGGUGUGUGUGGCAGACUUCGGGCUCUCCAAGAAGAUUUACAGUGGUGAUUACUACCGCCAAGGCCGCAUUGCCAAGAUGCCUGUGAAGUGGAUCGCCCUGGAGAGUCUUGCAGACAGAGUCUACACAAGUAAAAGUGAUGUGUGGGCAUUUGGCGUGACCAUGUGGGAAAUAGCAACACGGGGAAUGACGCCCUACCCUGGCGUCCAGAACCACGAGAUGUAUGACUACCUUCUCCACGGCCACAGACUGAAGCAGCCUGAAGACUGCCUGGACGCACUGUAUGAAAUAAUGCACUCCUGCUGGAAUGCUGAGCCCUUGGAGCGACCCUCCUUUUCAGUGUUGAAGCUGCAGUUAGAAAAGCUGUUGGAACUUCUACCUGAGGUUGAGGACAAAGCAGAUGUCAUUUACAUCAACACUCAGUUUCCAGAGAGCUGUGAGGACCUGACAGCAGACCCUGUCCUUGAGCGGCUGGACAUGGACAUUGACCCUGACUCCAUCAUUGCUUCUUGCACACCCAGCGCCACCAUCAGUGUGGUCACAGCAGAAGUUCACGAGAACACGCUUCACGAGGGAAGAUACAUUCUGAAUGGGGGCAGUGAGGAGUGGGAAGAUCUGCUCUCUGCCACCCCGGAGACAGCAGGAAAGGACAGUGUUGGACUAGAAGACAGACCUGUGAGGAAUACGGCCUGCUGGUCCCAGGCCAGCACUCUGCCUUUGAGGAGUCUGUCUCCGGAUGAACUUCUGUAUGCUGACGACACCACAGAGGACUCAGAAGUCUGAGGAGAGGGGAGCUGAGAGAUAGUCCCCACCAAGCAACUUGUUCUGCUUUAGGAGAAUCCAUGUGUGCUUGGUGUUUUUGGUAUUUGUCUUCCCUGCCAAGUAAGCACCAUGGUUCAAAAGCACCAGAUGAAUGUUAUCAAGUCAGGCAUCAUUAAAAAUGCGUAAUAUAUAUUUAUUGAAAGAGAAAUAUAUGUGUGUGUAUAUAUGGUGGAAACAGAUUUUUAUAUUUUAAUAAAAGAUGACUUAUUCCAUUUCAUUUACCUUGCUGACAAUAAAUUUUAAGCUUGAACAGUUUUAUCUCUACAGCAAUUCUCUGAUGUUAACAUUUGCAGAGUCAAUUUUUUUUAAGUUCUUCCCUUUUUCAUGACUAUGUAAUGUAAAAAUAUUUGUAAAAUGACGCCAGAUUUGACUUUGCUUCUGGUUUUAUGAAAAAUCUGAUAUCACUACACUGAGAAGAAUGAUUUGUUUGUUUAGUAUUUAA